GUAAAUAUCCCGGUAGAUGUCACUAAUUUGUUUCAUACGUGCGCUGUAGAUCUUUCAGAUCUCAAUUGACGUUCAACGUCGGUGGAUCGCGCGUUCGUGUAGAUCUUUCGUUUCUUUUCGUGACUUGCGCUAACAGGAUGUUCGCUUAAGUGCGGAAAGAAAAUCAAUCAGAAUCAAUUAAUUCUUGGCGUUCUCGCUGGCGAACGACAAAUGAUCGAGUGUAAUUACCCUACUGCGUCAUGUCGGCGUCAAGUGAAUACAUUUGUCAAUUAUCUAUGGAGGAGAAAGCAUACAUGGCGGCUAAUUUGAACGAAACCGACGACGUCAGGCCAAUUAAAAUUGCUGAAUUAAGACAAUGGAUUAUGGAGAAUAAAGAGCUACGUGCUCCCACUGAUGAUUUCUUUAUCCUUCGUUUCCUGAGAGCUUGUAAAUUUAACACAGAGAAAACGAAGUCUAAAUUGUGGAAUUAUUAUAAGCAGAGAGCGAACCUUCCAGAAUGGUACAGCAACAGAGAUUCAUCUCUACCAAUAUUACAAGAGCUCUUUGAUUUAGGGGUGUUUCUGCCUUUGAAGAAAUUAGAUGACGAGGGCAGAAUGGUUGUGAUAAUACGUGCGGCAGUACAUUCUCCCAGUAAACACAAAAUCUCAGACAUGUUGAAGGCAUCGUUAAUGAUUCUGGAUCUGGCGUUACGAGACCACGAGCCCGUAACAAUUCACGGUAUAACGGCUAUCUUGGAUAUAAGUGGGAUUACAUAUGAGCACGUUCUCCAAUUAUCACCGGCUGUUAUUAAAAACCUAGUUCACGCAUGGCAGGGUUGUUAUCCCCUUAGAAUUUACUCGCUCGAUUUUAUUAACGCUCACAGAUUCUUAAAUGUAGUAUUGAACGUUUUCCGAAGCUUCAUGAUUGCGAAGUUGAAAGAAAGGAUACACAUUCAUGCACGUGAUAAAUUGAAGUUAUAUGAAACUCUACCAAUGAACAUAUUUCCAAAGGAGUAUGGUGGUGUAGAUGGAACAGUGAGAGAAUUAAGCGGUACGCUUUUUUUAUUUAAUAGGGCGUUUUAUAUGUAAGUGCAUGAUAAUCAUGUCAUUUUAAUUAUGUUUCAGAGUAUUGGAAGCGGGCGGUUGAGGACAACCGGGAGUGGUUCGUCAAGGAAGAAAAAUACAAAUUGACGUUGAUUAAGUGA
This is a messenger RNA of Heterotrigona itama, 1183 nucleotides long. The record is from the annotation of a GenBank genome assembly. NCBI's taxonomy places the organism in Eukaryota, Metazoa, Arthropoda, Insecta, Hymenoptera, Apidae.